Molecule: messenger RNA, 2364 nt
Organism: Venustampulla echinocandica
Lineage: Eukaryota; Fungi; Ascomycota; Leotiomycetes; Helotiales; Pleuroascaceae
Exons: 1
Coding region: 1-2364 (787 amino acids)
Source: RefSeq, a predicted model, not a curated record
AUGUCGGGUAGAAGUGCUCAUGUGCGCAAGGAGAAGGUCAAGCUCAAGGCCAAGAAAAGUGCACAAUAUCUCCAAGCUACCAUUGACUGUGGAUCGGACAGGUCGCGCUCGAUUAUUGGAGAUUUCCCUAUGUCUUCUCCAAACGACCACCAAGGGCAAUUCCAGGACGAGCUGGUUUUUAGACCUGCCAAUGAUAACAAUACAAUCAGGACUGGCGGAUCUGGUGGGUCGAGUGGGAUGGAGGACCUAGCAUAUGCGCGUGGCCGGAAACCUCACGCCGCUGUGCUUGAUGCAUCUGGUACUGAGAAAUCCACAUUCCGAUCUAUGAUGGAUAAGAAAAGUGAAGGUGUCCGGAAAGGACUUGCAAAGACCUUUGGGAAGAAAAAGAAGAAUGAGGACGUUAGACCGUCCACCUCCGCAAGCAUUCGCCCUACGUCCCACGAGACAGACGCAGGAGAAUCCCCUUUCCAAGGCAAACUUCGCCAACGUCAACUCUCUGAUGCACAAGACCAUGGACGGCCAAGUCCCCCGCAAGGGAAGCUUCCAGGUCUCCCACAUGGAUCUCAGUUGAAGCGAUGGAUGGGAUCUGGCAGAGCCCCGCAACCAUGGAAUAAGCUGCGAAAGGACCCCGAGCUCUGGGAUCCAAAUGGUGAUACUUUGGUCUUCUUUGGUCAUGGGCACCAUAACUCUUCACGCCCCCCUCCUUCUUUCCGCCUUUCGUCACAUGUACUUGAAGCCACUGACUCACGAUAUCUCAUCACUCUCCUACGUGACGGAUCCACUGAUGACAACCAUUCGCUUGACAUGUCCCCAUCUCCCAUCAGCUCUCCCAUUCAAGAUGGCACAUACCAGACAACGCCUCCAAUGUCAGAGUAUGGCGGAGGCGGCUACGACGGACAGAUAUCAUAUGAGAUUCAUUUCCCAACACCCACCAACUAUGCUAAGACCGAUAUCCUUCGCCAUCAGACUACCACGCGCAAUAUAUUCGCGCUUCUCUACCAAGCAUCUCUGGUUGGCUUGAAUCUCUACCAGGCCCUUACUGAUCUCCAUGAACGCCUCGAGGUUUAUAUGCCGCCUGAUACAGACACAGCUGGUAUGAUCAUUGAUUACCUUGUUAGCAAGGGUAUUGAUGAUGUCCGGGACAAUGCAGCCGCAGCUACCUCGAUCCUUGCUUGGAGUGAGAGCCAAUGCGUUCGUUGGGAGGAGGGUUGGAGGGAAGCGUACGUGCACAGUGUUGGAAUGUACAGCCAACUGGAGAGCUAUAGCGAUUUCAAAUUCGUCACACCCAUUACGAAAGCUCUUUUAGAGCGAGCUAGCUUGGAGGUUCAAGUGCGUAUCCAAAACUGCGAAGACCGGCUAUUGGAAUUUGAUUUUGAAGACAUGUGGCCAAAGACGAGCGCUCAGUUAUCAGCCUCUCGAGCCAGCUUCGAACGGUUGCGUGACUUUAUCCAGCAGCAUUAUCAAUCAGUCUAUGAGACUUGGCCGCCACCUACAUCGGCCGGAGCAGAGCAAUGGCUUACAAGAGAUCUGGCUCAAUCACUUCAGAAGGAUUUCGGUGCACUUUAUGAAUACCUGGUCAACAGGGAGGUUGUCUGGGACUGUGCUGAGGAGAGGAGUGGGCGGAAGUGGAACAUAGUCUAUGCUACCAACAAAGCUCUCGAGGCCGACACACCCGAUCUCCCAAUGACGGAUAUACUGAUAGCAUUCGAUAACCGACACAGAUACCCGCAUAUACCUCACCCAUACCCUUUGACUCCCGAGCCAGUAUCAACCAAUUCCAGCUCUCGAGAGAGCCUGUUUAAAGCUGGCAAGAAGGGGAGCAAGCAGACCGACGAUAAGAUGGCUGAGAGAAGAACCGCCCUGGCAUACACAGAAUCAACCAAUAUCUACCAGCUUGGAUCCGAUUUUGUGACCAACGAGCUGGUUGAUGAUUUUGUCCGAUUUGAAAAGGGAGACCAGGCCGGGGACAUAGAUCCGUAUGCAGCCCGCCGAGGCCGAUGGGUCCUAAUCUACGGAAUCUUGCAAACGCUUGCACCCGUCUCUGUCGAGACACCCAAUCUCCGUUACAAGAAAGACGUCUCGUACCACCUCAAUCCCCGGCUGGGAGGCACGCCACCAUGGAAAGGAGCAAACCAGAAUGUUCUAGAGGCAAGCCAUGAUAACAGUUAUUGCUGGGCCGUUCAGGAUACUUGGCAUAUCCAACCACCAGUCUCCAUGGCAAGGAUGAAGCCUUCAUAUCGUCAUAAUGCGUCGUCGACACCACCACCUGUCAUGGAAGGAGAUGCUCCGUCGGUUCGGUCACCUACACUCACAAGUACAGAUUUCGAUGAUUACCAUUUUUAUAAGGGUCCUCUAAUGGCUUGA